CUGCCUCCGUACGCAAGACAGUGCAUACAGAAUUUUUUUCCCCCUCCCCUUUUCGUUCUCAUUUGUACUCCCCCCCCCCUCCUUUUUUUUCAAAUUCCCUAAAUGUAACCACUCAAGUUUAUACUAUGGACGGGAAAACUAUGAAUGGCCGGCGAUAGCGUAGUGGUGUUAACAUGAUCUGGAAGUGCCUAGCCAGGGAUAAGUGUCGAUGGUUGUGUUAAAGUCUCCGUGUUAGCAAGACGGCGGCGUGCCAUGGACUUUCACUCUGUACGGAUUACCAGAGCCCGGAGUACACAGCCCCGGGGGACACAGCGCCGCAGCCGCAGCCGCAGAAGGCUCCUCCUAAUGCAGAGGAAAGCGAAAAAGAAGAAAAAGAAAAAGAAGAAGAAGAAGAAGAGGAGGAGGAAGAGGAAGAAGAGGAGGAGGAUGAGGAAGAGGAACCAACGGGCGAUGAAGGGGAAAAGGCGAACAGCACGGAGAGCAUCAUCGCCGCCAUCUUGGACCAGCAGAGGGCACAGCUCCUGCAGGAUAUGAAGGAUUAUGCGUUCCAUCCCAAGCUGAAGGCGAGGAGCGCGAAGGACCUGACGUUAGAGCAUGGCGGAAAACCAGUCCGGAGUUUGGUCAUAACAACAUGGCGGUCGGGGUCCACCUUCAUCGGCGACGUGCUGCAGAGUCACCCGGGCACCUACUACCACUACGAGCCUCUCCUGGACUUCGGCAUCAAUCAGGUGCGCUACGGCCAGGACGCGGCUCAGGCGCUGCACAACCUGAAGCACCUCCUCACCUGCGACUACAGCGAAAUGGAGCACUACCUGGACUACGGGCCCGACCACCCGUGGCUGUUCACGCACAACCAGGUGCUGUGGAGUCGGUGCCAGGCGUUCCCCGACCUGUGCUGGAAGCCCGAGUUCCUGUCGCCCUUCUGCAGCCUCUUCCCCUUCCAGUCCUUGAAGACGGUGCGCCUCAGGCUCAACCUCACGCAGGAACUGUUGCAGGACAAGAAGUUGGGUGUGCAGGUGCUGCUUCUGGUGCGAGACCCGCGGGGCACCAUGCAGUCGCGGCGCCAUCGAGACUGGUGUCCGGGGGAGCCUGACUGCGACGACCCGGCCAGGCUGUGCGGCGACCUCGUCAGCGACUACAACACCGCUCUGGUGCUAAGAAGAAAGUUUCCGCAUUCCUUCAGAGCCGUCCGCUAUGAAGACUUGUCGUUCGACGCCUACAACAUGACGAAGGAACUCUUUGACUUCUUCCACCUGAGCUACCACCCUCGCGUGCAGUCCUUCCUCGAUACGCAUACCAAGCAGACCAUCGGGGGCGUGUCCAGCACCUUCAGGGACUCCAAGACGGCGCCCAUCCACUGGAAGACGGACCUCGAGUGGGCGGAAGUGGAGAGGAUUCAGAAGGCGUGCCACAAGGCUCUCAAGCUAUGGGGUUACAACGUGGCCAGGAACGAGGAGCACCUGCGCGCGUUCAUGCCCGUCGGCCGCUUCAAGUUCCCUUGAUGAAGCGAGAGGCGUAAACAUCUCUAAACAACUCUCGCGUAAACAUGAAGAUUAUUUGUAAUCGUUGGUUUUGGAUUGGAAAUAUUUCGUGAGAAUCAGAGAAGAAGAAAAAGAAGAAGAAGAAGAAGAAAAAGACAAAGAAACCGCUGCCUUAAGAAUAAGAUUUGGUUGUGAUAUUUUCUCUCCUAAUCUCUCCGACGGAACUUCCCGUGUGAUAUUCACUUUCUGUAUGAAGGAGGCAUUGCAUGUAAAAGUAGAUUGCUUUCCCUCUGAAUCUAAGUCAAAUAAAUAUAAGAAGGUAAUCAGUAAACUGUUUACAGGUUUUGUAAAUAUGAGAAAACCAAUUCUAACAUGUGUUCUUUGCGUACCUUAUGAAGUAAUGAGGUGCUAAUGGAGUUUUUCCUGCCCGUAUAAUAUGAAACACGUUCUUCCAAAACCGAAAAAAUAGUUAUUUUAUGUUGAUAAAACGGUGAAGAAAAACGUAUAUGAAUGGAAGUGACAUUCAUGAAAAUAUUUACCUGCAUAAUCAUUGUGAAAUACCCGGGGAAGUUCGAAGAACGGACUCGAUGCCAAACGUACAACUUAAGUGUUAUCUUCCGGUGCAAGACCAUGACGUCUAACUGGUGGUCGUACUGUAGGAAGACCACGUGCUCUAGUGUCUCGUUGAAAGGACGACUCUCCUACGAGGUUGUUUUAAAUACAAACGCCUUAACCACUUUAAUAUGUUGGUGCUUGCCAUGACGUUUGAAUAUUACGUGGGUUAUUAAAAAAAGGCGAUAUGACAUUGUGAAUGGUUGGCAGAAUGGUGCUUUUGUAAGUGAUUGUGUGUACGGAUAUAUAUAUGAUUUUACAAUUGUUAUUAAAGAGAGUAUUGCGUGAAGUUAUUUUCUUUCAAUGUUGCAAAAUCAUUGUGGUGGGUAAAUUUGUAUUAAGUACUGUUGUAUUAAUCGUUUUUUUUAUAAUGAAAGUUUAUUUUUGUUUAUUGCUAACUCUUCAUGCAUACCUUAUUUCCAUAUGUUUUUAAUAUUUGUUUCUUGAAACUGUGCACGAGUUGUUAACAGAUUUAUUAGUACAUAUCACACAAAUUUGCCUUCUAGAUUAAAAAAAAAAGUUAAAUUCAGUACGAGGCACCAUUGAGUGACGCUUUUUAACACAGCAUACGGCAGAACACUGACCUGUGAUCAACAGUUGUAUACCAUCAUCGUAUUUACAUUAAUAUAUACUACUUUAUUUCAGUGAAUGUUGACAGUGUAAACUAUUUCAGUGAAAUCUUUAAAACUUACAAUAUUUUUGUAUCCAUAUACAUGUUAGUCACUAUUAAUAUAUUCUGUCUGAUAUGUUUGAAACUUGGUCAGACCUCGUUUUGUCUGACGCUAAAGAUUGUUGGUGUAUACAUUUUUUUUUAAUGUUCGACUGUCUUUUGUUAACUUCUCGUAGCUGAACAUUAAAAAUGCUUGCUGAUACCAUAUUGAACUGGAAGAUUUUUUAGUGUGAAACAGAAGUAUUUUGAUAGUUAAUGUGAUUUUUUUUUACAUCCCUUUUCUGUUAACUUCCCUCCAAAGAUGAUGCCACCAAAUUUUUCAGUUCUAAAAUAACCUUUGUUCUCUGUAUGUGAUCGAUAUCUUGGUUAUUUGGUAUCGGCGUUGUGUGUACAUAAUAAAGCUGAAUGUGGAGAUAA
This is a messenger RNA of Penaeus monodon (black tiger shrimp), 3180 nucleotides long. Its product is annotated as carbohydrate sulfotransferase 5-like. Gene Ontology annotation, biological process: N-acetylglucosamine metabolic process; sulfur compound metabolic process. The record is from RefSeq and is a predicted model, not a curated record. NCBI's taxonomy places the organism in Eukaryota, Metazoa, Arthropoda, Malacostraca, Decapoda, Penaeidae. Gene Ontology annotation, molecular function: N-acetylglucosamine 6-O-sulfotransferase activity.